Molecule: messenger RNA, 534 nt
Organism: Gongylonema pulchrum
Lineage: Eukaryota; Metazoa; Nematoda; Chromadorea; Rhabditida; Gongylonematidae
Source: the annotation of a GenBank genome assembly
AUGGCUGGUGGCUUAUUCAGCAUUGAUAGGAAGUAUUUCGAAGAAAUCGGUGCUUACGAUCCCGAGAUGGAUAUUUGGGGUGGUGAAAACAUCGAAAUUUCGCUCAGGAUCUGGCAGUGCGGUGGACGGAUUGAGAUUUUGCCAUGUUCACACGUGGGUCAUGUGUUUCGUCGAGCGUCGCCGCAUGAUUUUCCGGGUCGUCAGUCAGGAGCUGUUCUCAACAAUAAUUUGUUGCGAGUAGCCGAAGUGUGGAUGGACGAGUGGAAAUUUCACUUCUACAAAACAGCGCCACGUAUGAUAAAACAUUCAGAAGCCUAUAAGAUGCGUGAAAUGGUUGACGUAAGUGAUCGUGUUGAGCUACGAAAACGACUGCACUGCAAAAGUUUCAAGUGGUUCUUGGAUAGUGUAUGGAAGGAUCAUUUUCUGCCGAUGCCAGGAAAUAUUUUCGGGAGGAAUGCACCAGAAUCGUUCUCGGCUGGACUACAAAUGCUAAGUGGUGCUAAAUUUUGCAGCGUAGUAGUCGGAAGACCCUGA